GACAGCACCUGGCCCACCUGCCCAGAGGACCAGGAGAUGGAGGCUCCCAAGGGCAAGGCCUGCCUGGCCCCGCCCUCCUGGCAGUGAGAGCAGACCUGACGUCCCUGUGGCCACAGGACCCUGUGUGACCAGCUGGCUGCCCCGCAGGUGCCGUCGGAGGGCGGCCACACUUCCCAGCACCCCUCGCAGCCAGGCGAGUUCAGGGCCAGGUUCUGACCCCCGGGGGGACAGCACAGCGGGCUGUGGUCCCAGGGACCCCCUGACCCCGGGUCCCUCGGCCGGGGGACACACACCUGAAGUCAGGGAUGCCGGCGCCCGUGCUGAUGCCCGCGCCCGUGUGGAACACCACGUGGGAGGCCCGCGACACCAGCAGCGCCAGCUGCCGCACCUUGCGCUCCAGCUCCUCCGGGGGGUCGAAGAUCUGCGCAGCGACAGGCAGUCAAGUGGCUUGGGAGGAGAAGGAACACCAGACACUGGCAAUGAAGACCCUUCGGGCUCGAUUUAAGAAGACAGAGCUGCGGCUCAGCCCCACCGACCUCGGCUCCUGCCCGCCCUGCGGCCCCUGCCCCAUCCCGAAGCCGGCAGCCAGAGGCAGGCGCCAGGGCCAGGACUGGGGCAAGAGCGACGAGAGGCUGCUGCAGGCCGUGGAGAACGAGGACGCAGCCCGCGUGGCCGCGCUCAUUGCCCGCAAGGGGCUGGUGCCCACAAAACUGGACCCUGAGGGCAAGUCCGCGUUCCACCUGGCGGCCAUGCGGGGUGCAGCCAGCUGUCUGGAGGUGAUGCUGGCCCACGGCGCCGAUGUCAUGAGCACGGACGGAGCAGGUUACAACGCCAUCCACCUGGCCGCCAAGUACGGGCACCCGCAGUGUUUGAAGCAGCUGCUGCAGGCAUCGUGCGUGGUGGACAUCGAGGAUGGCAGUGGGUGGACAGCCCUACAUCACGCAGCGGCUGGAGGCUGUCUGUCCUGCUCAGAGAUACUCUGCUCCUUCAAGGCACAUCUGAACCCGCGAGACCGGUCGGGCGCAACGCCUCUCAUCAUAGCUGCUCAGAUGUGCCACGCGGACCUGUGCCGGCUGCUCCUGCAGCAGGGGGCUGCUGCCAAUGACCAGGACCUGCAGGGCAGGACAGCCCUGAUGCUGGCCUGUGAGGGGGCCAGCCCCGAGACCGUGGAGGUGCUGCUGCAGGGCGGGGCCCGGCCAGGCCUCGCGGACGCCCUGGGCCAGGACGCUGCUCACUACGGUGCCCUAGCGGGGGACAAGCUCAUCCUGCACCUUCUGCAAGAGGCAGCUCAGCGUCCCUCCCCGCCCAGUGGGGACGACUCAGGCGAGGCAUCAUCUCAGAACUCCGUGUCCAGCCACGACCAGCGAGGGGCUGCCAAAAAGCGGAAGGCACCCCAGCCGCCAGCCAGCAUUCCCACGCCGGAUGAUCGCGAAGCCUAUGAGGAGAUCGUGCGGCUGCGGCAGGAGAGGGGCCACCUCCUGCAGAAGAUCCGAGGCCUGGAGCAGCACAGGGACCGGAGGCAGCCGGAGGCCAGGAGGCAGCAGGCCUGGGAGCCGCAGGAGGCCGAGGCCGGCUCGCUCCACAGCCUGCAGAGACAGGUGCAAGAGCUGCAGCAGCUGCUGGCGGAGAAGCAGGAGGAGAAGGAGAGCCUGGGCCGAGAGGUGGAAAGUUUGCAGAGCCGGCUGUCCCUGCUGGAGAGCGAGCGGGAGAACACCAGCUAUGACGUGGCCACCCUGCAGGAUGAGGAAGGGGAGCUGCCCGAUUUUCCAGGGGCCGAGGCCCUGCUGUCCCGGCAGCUAAGCCCGACGGCCCAGGAGCAGGUGGCUGCACUGCAGGAGCAGGUGGCUGCACUCACGAGACAGAACCAGGAGCUAAUGGAGAAAGUGCAGAUCCUGGAGGACUUCGAGAAGGACGAGAUGCAGAUGGAGGUGAAUGGUUCUGCUGAGGUGGUCCCCCUGGUCCUCUAUGACUCUCUCCGGGCCGAGUUUGACCAGCUUCGGAAGCAGCAUGCAGAGGCCGUGCGGGCGCUGGAGCAGCAGGAGGCAGGGCAGGCCCCGGCGGCAGAGGCAGCUGCCCACCGCCCCCCCCAGGGCUCCGAUUCGGGAGCCAACGCAGCCCCAGAGGGACCCACAGGUGCCGAGCUGAACGGCACCGCGGCUCUGGAAGCCCGAGUUACCGGGGCAGAGAACACGGGUGAGGAGACUGCGGGAGCCGAAGCCGCGGAAGCCAGGACUUUGGAAGCGGCCACCGCAGUGCCCGAGGCCGAGGCAGCCACGGAUGCUGAGGCCCAGGAAACAGAGGGGGCGGGAGCCCAGGCCGAGGCAGCGGAGGCCUCCGCAGCGCAGGUGACCGCAGUGAAGGCCGCGCCCGGGGGGAAGGCUGGAGCUGCCACCCCGGGGGCUGAGGCCACUGGCCCAGAGGCCACAGAAAGGAAAGCAGACAACCCAGAGAAGGCCCGCGGCGAGGGCGGUGCCGAAGCCAGGCUCACAGAGCCCCGGGCCGCACACACGGAGGCCGCCCGGGUCCCCGCGGGCCCCGGCCUGCACCCCGGGGCCGCUGAGGCCUCCGAGAAGCUGCAGGCGGAGCUGGAGACCCGGAUUCGCGGCUUGGAGGAGGCGCUGCGGCUGCGAGAGCGGGAGGCGGCUGCCGAGCUGGAAGCGGCCCUGGGCAAGUGCGAGGCCGCAGAGGCCGAGGCCGGUCGGCUGCGGGCGCGGGUGCGCGAGGCCGAGGGCGCCGGGGCCGGUGCGGGCAGCGGUGGCGACAGCGGCCAGCUGCGGGCGGCCCUGGAGCAGGCCCGGGAGGACCUUCGCGACCGCGACUGCCGCCUGCGGGAGCUGGAGGCGGCCUCGGCCUGGCUGGACGAGGCGCGGGCCGGCCGGCUGCUGGCCGAGGAGGAGGCCCGGGGCCUGCGGGCGGAGCUGGCCCGACGGGAGGAGGCGCGGCUGGAGCAGAGCCGGGAGCUGGAGGUGCUGCGGGAGCAGCUGGCCGCGGCCAGGGCCGCCGGGGAGCAGCAGCGGGCAGCGGCCGCCGAGCUGGGCCACGCGCGGGACGCGGCCGAGGCCCGGGCCGCAGAGCUGGCCGCGGCCUGCGAGGAGGCCCGGCGGGGCCUGGCGGAGCUGCGCGAGGCCUCCGAGGCCCUCCGCCGGGCGUCCGUGCCCGCCUGCGAGCACCGCCGGCUGCAGGAGGAGGCCCUGGAGCUGCGCGGCCGCGCCGCCGGCCUGGAGCAGGAGGUGGUGGCCGCCGGCAAGGAGGGCGCGCGGCUGCGGGCGGAGCUGGAGCGGGAGCGCGGGGGCGGCGUGGCCCGCGCGGAGCACGAACGCACGGUGGGCGCGCUGCAGGCCGAGGUGGCCCGGCUGCAGGGGCAGCUGGAGGAGCUGGAGCGCAGGCACGAGAGGACCAGCGCCGAGGUCUUCCAGGUGCAGCGGGAGGCGCUGUUCAUGAAGAGCGAGCGGCACGCGGCCGAGGCCCAGCUGGCCACCGCGGAGCAGCAGCUACGGAGCCUACGGACCGAAGCCGAGAGGGCUCGCGAGGCCCAGAGCUGCGCCCAGGAGGCCCUGGACAAGGCCAAGGAGAAGGACAAGAAGAUCACAGAGCUGUCCAAGGAAGUCUUCAGCCUUAAGGAGGCCCUGAAGGAGCAGCCGGCCGCCCCAGCCGCGCCCCGGGUGGAGGUGGAGGUGGAGGCCCUCCGAGGCCAGGUGAAGGCCCUGCAGCGGCAGAUGGAGGAGGCUGCCCGUGACCACUGUGCUGUGGUGGCGCUGUAUAGGAGCCACCUCCUGUACGCCAUCCAGGGCCAGAUGGACGAGGACGUGCAGCGGAUUCUCAGUCAGAUCUUGCAGAUGCAAAGGCUCCAGGCCCAGGGCCGCUGAGGCCAGCAGGGGGCUGCGCAGCCCGGCUCAGAACCCCAGGCCCCCCCGGCCAGCCCCCGGCCAGCCGCUGCCCCACAGGCGGCUGGGAUUGGACAUGUGGACACCAGCCUGGGUCCCCUAAGUGGCCCCAUCUCUGCAGCUGUCCCCGCACACUGUGGUUGGUCAGGUGUGCCUGCCCUCCCCACGGGGCAGCUGCGUAUGUCCUGCCCAGGUCUCGACCCGACGACACCAAUCCAGGAAUAAAAGAUCUCUGCACAGACAAAUGCA
This is a messenger RNA of Marmota monax (woodchuck), 4133 nucleotides long. It is a transcript of the gene Ankrd24, whose product is annotated as ankyrin repeat domain 24. The transcript is spliced from 22 exons. Gene Ontology annotation, molecular function: actin binding. The coding region runs from base 306 to 3866 and encodes 1186 amino acids. The record is from RefSeq and is a predicted model, not a curated record. Lineage: Eukaryota; Metazoa; Chordata; Mammalia; Rodentia; Sciuridae.